Populus nigra (black poplar) is the source of this 1474-nucleotide messenger RNA. Its product is annotated as (S)-coclaurine N-methyltransferase-like. The transcript is spliced from 8 exons. Gene Ontology annotation, biological process: lipid biosynthetic process. The coding region runs from base 112 to 1179 and encodes 355 amino acids. Lineage: Eukaryota; Viridiplantae; Streptophyta; Magnoliopsida; Malpighiales; Salicaceae. The record is from RefSeq and is a predicted model, not a curated record.
UGUAUCAAGGAUAAGAGAAGUCACAGAAUCCAAUCUAGAGGGUGCGGCUCUCUAUCUGUGUAGGCACAGAGGUAUUUAGCUGCUUGUAGCUGUAGUAGAUUUCUACUUGAAAUGGAGAGAUUAAUGCAGGUGCCGUAUGAAGCAACGGUGAAGGUGAUGUUAGCAUCUCUGGAAAGAAAUUUGCUACCAGAUGCGGUGAUCAGGAGGCUCACUCGCAUGCUCUUGGCAGACCGUCUUCGUUCUUGCUACAAGACAUCCUCUGAACUCCAGCUAGCUGACCUUCUCCAAUUCGUUCAUUCUCUAAAAGAAAUGCCUAUAGCUAUCAAGACUGAUAAGCCAAAAACUCAACAUUAUGAAUUACCAACCUCUUUCUUUAAGCUGGUCCUCGGGAAAACUCUCAAAUACAGCUGUUGUUAUUUUUCUGAUAAAUCGAACACCUUGGAAGAUGCUGAGAAAGCAAUGUUGGAGCUGUACUGCGAAAGGUCACAGUUAAAAGAUGGACACACUGUCCUUGACGUUGGAUGUGGCUGGGGGUCACUCUCUUUAUACAUUGCCCAAAAGUACAGUAACUGUAAAAUUACUGGGAUUUGCAAUUCAACAACACAGAAAGUACACAUUGAUGAGCAGUGCCGGGAUCUUCAGCUGCAGAAUGUGGAGAUCAUUGUUGCAGACAUUAGCACAUUUGAAAUGCAGGCAUCCUAUGACCGUAUAUACUCCAUUGAAAUGUUUGAGCAUAUGAAGAAUUAUGGAGAUCUUCUUAACAAGAUAUCCAAGUGGAUGAAACAAGAUGGCCUUCAUUUUGUUCAUUAUUUCUGUCACAAGCAAUUUGCUUACCACUUUGAGGAUGUUAAUGAAGAUGACUGGAUUACUAGGUAUUUCUUCACAGGAGGUACAAUGCCUUCUGCAAAUCUGUUACUUUAUUUCCAGGAUGAUGUUUCCAUUGUUGAUCAUUGGCUUGUGAAUGGGAAACAUUAUUCACAGACAAGUGAGGAGUGGCUCAAAAGAAUGGACCGGAACCUAGCUGCCAUUAAGCCAAUAAUGGAGUCAACCUAUGGUAAAGAUCAAGCUGUUAAGUGGACUGUUUACUGGAGAACAUUCUUCAUUGCUGUUGCAGAACUCUUUGGAUACAACAAUGGAGAAGAGUGGAUGGUUGCACAUUUCCUUUUUAAUAAAAAAUGAAGUAUUCCAAUCUCCUUUUCAGCGGAAGAUAAGACUGUUGGAAGAGGUGGUGCUGUACAUCUCUUUUUCCAAGUCAAUAAGGCCUUAAUGAUAAGGGUUUAAGUGAAUCUGUCGACUGAAUAACCACCAUUUUGAAUGUGUAUUCCGUUGUCAGUUGAAUAACUGUUUUCUUAUAUCUCAAACACAGUUGUAAAUUGGGUUGUCCCGGAACCAAUUUCUCAGAUUCUGUUUUAUCAAACAGGCGAGCAAUGCUCCAAGUUUCUCAGUUAAUUCAAAAUAUCCUUCUUUGAUUUCA